GUAUCUGGCACACCAAACAACAUGUGCCCUGAGCUCCUUGCCGGCAUACCCUAUGGCUACAAAUCUGAUAUAUGGCCGCUUGGAUACUGUAUGUUUGACAUUGCUGCACAUCGACCCCCAUUUAAAGCUUCUGACAAAACUGGACUUAUCAGCAAAAUAAACCGGGGUUUGUUCUCACCACUUCCGAUUAUAUACUCCUCCACCUUUCCGAGAGGUAGCAGAGACAGACAGUUGAAGCUAAAAGACAAGAGAACUGUCCUUUACUAUGACGAAAGUGAUAACAUUCAGCCAAGAAACUUAUCUGACAAUUAUAACACAUUCCGAGCCAAACUUGACACUAAGAGAGUCGAUCCAACAAGCUACUCGAUUAGGAUCUCUCAAGAUAGUGAGGAUUCUAAAAGUGGGGAGAUGAGUGAGGCAGCUGUUUGCAAUGGAUAUGAUCAACAGGAGACUAUCUCACAAACAGAAACUACGAUCACUCCAAGCUCGUCAAGUUCAAGGGCAAAAACAUGGUCCGAGGAACAAGAGCAUGUUUCUCCGGAGCAUGUUAGUCGAUUUGAUAAGGGUGAUACGAAGAAUAACAAGACAAAAGAGCUUGAGGUGUUGAGCAGUCCACUGGACCACAAGGAAGCAGAUAUAUCGGCAAAACCAGAUCCAGAGGCAGCACCAAGAUGCUGUGUUGCUGAAACUGAAAAUGACGAGCUAGAAAAGAAAGCAACCGCGGUUUAUGACACCAAACAGGCUAAGAAAGACGCUCUUCGAGCACUAGAUGAUAAGGUUUCGCAGCUCAAGUCACUAGCCGCAUUAGCUAGUAAGGAGGACAAAGACGACUGGGGUAAUCCCACUGAACAAAGAGCUGAAGCUUUAGAAUCUCUUUUGGAGGUUUGUGCACGACUACUUAAGCAGGAAAAAUCCGAUGAGCAUGCUGGUGUGCUGAAACCAUUCGAGGAUGAUGGAAUGUCGUCUAGAGAAACAGCAAUCUGGUUGACAAAAAGUCUCAUGACUGCACAAAAGUUGUCCAAGGGGUCGUGA
Capsicum annuum is the source of this 1032-nucleotide messenger RNA. Its product is annotated as serine/threonine-protein kinase Nek6-like. Gene Ontology annotation, molecular function: ATP binding; protein kinase activity. The transcript is spliced from 6 exons. The record is from RefSeq and is a predicted model, not a curated record. NCBI's taxonomy places the organism in Eukaryota, Viridiplantae, Streptophyta, Magnoliopsida, Solanales, Solanaceae. The annotation marks the transcript as partial. Gene Ontology annotation, biological process: protein phosphorylation.